Molecule: messenger RNA, 588 nt
Organism: Dermacentor albipictus
Lineage: Eukaryota; Metazoa; Arthropoda; Arachnida; Ixodida; Ixodidae
Source: RefSeq, a predicted model, not a curated record
AUGGAAGACGAAAUGAACACUACAAUAUUCAGCAACGAUGCCCCGGCUCCUCAGCCCCAAUCAACAGUGCCAGGCGACAUCCCUGGCCCCAGCGCUGCCAUGGACGCCAUUUACAUUGCCCAGCCGAGGCUGCGGCCCUUUUGGCCGAAGAAUCCCGCCGUGUGGUUCACGCAGUUAGAAGCCCUCUUCUAUCUGCGGCGCAUCACAUCGCAACCACUUUCCUCCGAGGUAGCUGAUGAGUUCGACGACGUCAUGAGAGCCCCACAUUCGGCCGCGCCCUACGGCCAUUUCAAGGCCAUCGUGCUUACACGAAUAACCGUGUCCGAGAGAAGCCGCUUGCAGCAACUCCUCAACGCGGAAGAACUCGGCGAUCGCCGACCAUCGCAGCUAUUACAUCGGAUGCGACGGCUACUCGGUGACCGUACUCAAGACUCCGAGAGUCCACUAUUGCGCGAGCAGUUUCUGCAACCCUUGCCUCAGACACUUGUCGUGGUUUUGGCAGCUGCGGAUGAUAUGCCUCUUGACAAACUGGCAGAGCUCGCGGACCGCGUGAACGACUACUCCGGCGCAAGCUCCGCGGUGUCCUAG